Cladophialophora psammophila CBS 110553 is the source of this 2961-nucleotide messenger RNA. RefSeq lists its product as uncharacterized. The coding region runs from base 1 to 2961 and encodes 986 amino acids. The record is from RefSeq and is a predicted model, not a curated record. NCBI's taxonomy places the organism in Eukaryota, Fungi, Ascomycota, Eurotiomycetes, Chaetothyriales, Herpotrichiellaceae. The transcript has a single exon.
AUGGAGAGUGGUUUGAAGAAGUUAUGGACUCGACGGAAGAGCAAAGGGAACGAGGGAAGACAGGAGUCGAGAGUGGGCAGUCUGAGAAAGAUCCAGAGCACCGAGCACAUCCUCCGGUCAAUCACUACAAGCCCGGGCUCAAACCACACCCGGACUACCUCGACAGACAAUCAAUACAAGCCAAGUGUCAGUCACAGGGCUCAGUCUGCGCUGGGUGGUGGUAUCGCAAGACCCUCAACCUCUUGGUCACGACCUGGCACGGAUGGAAGCGGCAGUUUAAUGAACGCCGUCACUCGAGCGGCUGACUCCGUUGCCAAAGCAGAGCAAGAAUAUCAGUAUCCUGCAGAUAGAUACCCAAAAGACCAGGUCCGACCCAAAACCCCUCGCUACGUCGACAUCUUCUCCCUCUCAACCUCAAAUAGCCCAAUCCUCAGACCUGGGUACAAUGAGGACGUGGCCGAACGGAACUUGGAUUUGGCUCGAGUUGCUCUCGAAGGCACUCACGAGUAUGUACCUUCUUCCAAAUUCCAAGAAGAAGUUGCCGCCAGGAAUGCAUAUCCUAAUCUCCCUGGAAGCGGUAGCGUUGAUAGCUCCCCGUCUGCCCAUCAAAGUGGGUUUCAUGGCAGCCAGUCGCCUGUUCAGAUGAGAGGGAUAUCUAGCCCUGCGAGCAGCCACCCGCGGUCGCCGCAAAAACCUGUGGAGCGGCCUUUUCCCCGACAUACUCAAAAUAUCCACAAUUCGAUCGGGACGCAUUCCCGACAACAAAGUCAUCAAUCUUGGGAUUCUCAAGGACAGUUGCACGAAUUGCCGGCUUCAAGACAUAGUACGGAAGACCCCCGUCAAACACAAUCACUUGCGAGCCCCGCAACGACACUAGCGAGCAGUUCUCACGAGCCUAUGCUGGCUCAUGGCCAUCCUGGACAUCUUAGCAGGGGUUCGGGAGACUUCCAGGCUCCCGUCUUUCCCAAUGGUGCUCUCAGCAGCUAUCAACUUUCGACUUCAGAAGUGACGCAAGUGAAGUCUAAUGAACCAUUUCCAUUGCACCGUCAGGGAAUUGUCACCUCUCCAGACCACUCUACGGAUUCACAAGGCCAUAGUUAUUCGGUGCGGUCGCCCUCAAACUUAAGCAACGCGUCUUCCGUGAAGCGCACAAUCAACCUCCCCAAUCGAACAAUUAUGGAUUUGACCGGUAAUGAUUCAGAGGUUUUCUCUGAAGGCUCUCCUCCGUCAAACUACAGCUCUUCUCCCGUCCUAGAACAUGCGAAAGUUGAUACAAUGCGGAAAGGACAGGGAGUCGCUACGUUCGGGCCGUCUACAGAAGACGGGGAAACCGACAUCGAGUUGACCCAGGCAACAAACCAUUCACCUAUUAGGGGGGAACAGCCAGCUGCUGCUGAUGUUCCACAAUCUCUUCAACCACAGCCAGAGUCACAUUCAGAACAGCCCAGGUCAGAAAACCCUCCUGCUCGUUCUCAUUUUGCCAUCGGUUUUUCACCCAUUACCACUAUUGCAUCCGCAUCGCCUCGAGCAAGCGUUAUUUUGGAAGCGCCAAAUACAUCUGACAAGACAGAGGAAACUCAAACCAGCUCUAAACCGGUCGAAUUGCAAAACGACCAGGAUGUCGCCGGGGUAGCUGCACACCCAGGGCAGCAUGUGCAGCGCAACGAGCGCAGCCCUGAUCAUCCUUCGAGGAACAAGGUCAAAGAGAUCGAGAAACAAACAUCGAGACCGAAGAUAGAGAGUGGAAACGAAACUAUCGCUGGAGCCGAUAGUGGGAAGUCCGUCGAGCCUGAAAUACAAGAGGCACCAGCAAUUCCGCCAUUCGAGCCCGACCAUGAUAUUGAUCCGCUGUCAUCGCCUCGUCCAUACAUUCACAUGCCUCCAGAGAGUCUCAACUCGAUCGAACCUGUUGAUCCAGUUCGUCCCUCCAGCGUGAGCACAAGGGAAUUUGCAAACACUCCUAGCAGAUCAAUGCUGACAAGUGUUCCCGAAGAAGUAGAAGUCAAGAGCAACGGCCACGCAAAGCCGCCAAGGAAGUUCGUGACUAGGACACGACCAACAGGCAGUCAUCUGUACAUUGACGAUGACUUUUCCGAGGAUCAAAUUCGCUCUAUUCCCGGGUACCAAUCGACCUUUGACGAAAGAGAAUAUGCUCAAAAGCAAGCCGAUGCUCGCGCAGCUCUCAUUCGACUUCAACAUAGUUUGAACGAGGAAUUUCUUACACAGCCAUCCCCUCCGCCAGAGUCGCCAUCAACCAGAUACAACCCUCCGAAACAUAGUUACUCCUUCAGCGAUGGGAAGCCAGUCGCACCGUCUUCCAUCUUUUCACAGGUCAGACACUCACCUACCCCGGCAGAUGCGAUCGGCGAGGCUGACACACGGUUUGAGGAUGGUAGAACGGAGACACCUUACCAUCAUUUGACGACAGUGUCACACGAAAGGGAGGCUGGAAAGGCUCGGAGAAAGAGAUCAACCCGUAGUGCCGCUGCAUCCCAAGAGCCUUAUGAGAAGGGAAAACAGAGAGCUGAAUCAGAGCUCAACGGGCCUGGUCCGUCCAUCAUCAAUGAUCUGGAGAGUCCGAAGCCACCUCUACACCUGCCGCCCCCCCUUCGCCUCAACGGCCAUCCUAUCAAUCAUCACCUGCAAUAUCAACCACCAAGUCCAGGCGAGGUCUCUCUAUCAAACUUCCCAAUACCUGUGUCUUCUCCCCGGCAAUCAUUCAUUCGACCAUCAGUAGCUGACGACGCUGAGAGGCAACAAACUCCGACUCCAACCCAACAGCACGCACCUCAGCACCCGCUGGCUGGUAGCGCCGCUGGGAUGAAAGAACGCAUCCUGCGCCGGCAAGCUAGCCAACGGAGUCAGGCAAGCGGCGGCUCGGCGUUUAGUAUUCCUUUUCAUAUGAUCCCGGAUCGAUCGAGUAGCAGACGAGAUCGGUCAGUGAUGGAGGCCGACGAUUAA